Urocitellus parryii (Arctic ground squirrel) is the source of this 474-nucleotide messenger RNA. RefSeq names its product interleukin 7 (gene Il7). The record is from RefSeq and is a predicted model, not a curated record. Gene Ontology annotation, molecular function: interleukin-7 receptor binding; growth factor activity. NCBI's taxonomy places the organism in Eukaryota, Metazoa, Chordata, Mammalia, Rodentia, Sciuridae. Gene Ontology annotation, biological process: immune response. Gene Ontology annotation, cellular component: extracellular region.
AUGUUCCAUGUUUCUUUUAGGUAUAUCUUUGGAAUUCCUCCCUUGAUCCUUGCUCUGUUACCAGUAACUUCAUCUGAUUGUGAUAUUAAAGGUAAAGAAGGUAAAGAAUUUGAGCAUGUUCUAAUGAUCAGCUUCAAUGAAUUGCUAGACAAAAUGAUAGAAGUUGAUAGCAACUGUGUAAACAAUGAAUCUAACUUUUUUAAAAGACAUUCAUGUGGUGAUUCAAAGGAAGCUGCUUUUCUAAAUCGUGCUGCUCGCAAGUUGAACCAAUUUCUUAAAAUGAAUAUGAGUGAGGAUUUCCAACUCCACUUAUCAAGAAUUUCAGAAGGUACAUUAAAAUUGUUGAGCUGCCCCAGCAAGGAAGAAAAAAAUGUAAAGGAACAGAAAAAGAAUGACCCAUGUUUUCUAAAGACAUUACUACAAAAGAUAAAAACUUGUUGGAAUAAAAUUUUGAGGGGCAAUAAAGAACACUGA